Micromonas pusilla CCMP1545 is the source of this 1515-nucleotide messenger RNA. RefSeq lists its product as uncharacterized. The transcript is spliced from 2 exons. The record is from RefSeq and is a predicted model, not a curated record. The annotation marks the transcript as partial. NCBI's taxonomy places the organism in Eukaryota, Viridiplantae, Chlorophyta, Mamiellophyceae, Mamiellales, Mamiellaceae. Gene Ontology annotation, molecular function: ATP binding; ATP hydrolysis activity.
AUGCGCGCGGCGGCGCCCUCCGCGACGGCGACGCCGCGCAUCGCGACGGCGUCGCGCCGUGACGCGACCCGCCGCGACGGUUUCCGACCGUCCCGCGCGCGGCAUCGCCGGUGGACGACGAGAAAUAAUGAUGACGUGCGUCGUCGCGCCGCGCGCGGUCAUCACGACGACCGCGACCUCGACUUUGACCCGUACGCGGACGACGGCCGCGCGGGCCCGCCGCCCUCGCGCGCCGCCGCCAGUCACGGUCGUCAUCAGUCCUCCUGGACCGCGACGGAGACGUCGCAGGACGUCAAGGGCGUGGACUACCUCGUCGAGCUCGGGAAGCAGAGCUCGAACACGAACACGGAGGUGGGCGCGAGGAAGGGCAUCAUCGACGACGUCUUCGCCGGCACCGCGAACGCGAAAUUCAACCUCGGCGCGGACAGCGACAUCGCGUCCGGACGACUGCGAUACCGCGACGUCGAGCACGUGCGAUCGUUCAAGAACCUCUUCGGGGACUUCCACGUCCCGCCGCUGUUCGUGGACAAGGUGUCGCUGCACGUGGCUAAGAAUCUGAUGGCGGAUUCCGACAACCCGGGCGCGUCCGCGAAUCCUCUCGGAGGCCUCACGAAAGUGCCGCUCAUCUUGGGCGUGUGGGGCGCGAAAGGGUGCGGCAAGACGUUUAACCUCGAGCUCGCGUGCAAAGCCUUGGACAUAACCCCGGUGGUGAUGUCCGCGGGCGAGCUCGAGGACGAGUGGGCGGGUAACCCCGGGCGUCUGAUUCGCUCGAGGUACCGCAAGGCGGCGGAGAUCAUUCGAAACCAUGGGAAGAUGUCGUGCCUCAUCAUCAACGACAUCGACGCCGGCGUGGGACGAUUUAAGCGCACGCAGGCGACGGUGAACACGCAGAUGGUCAUGGGAACGCUGAUGAACCUGUGCGACCACCCGACGCAGGUGUCGAACGAGGAGGACGACGAGAUUCACGAGUAUCGAGAGGAGGAGAGAAUCCGCCGAGUGCCCAUCAUCGUCACCGGGAACGACCUCAGCACGCUGUACGCGCCGCUCCUUCGCGACGGGCGCAUGGAGAAGUUUUACUGGCAGCCGACGCGAACGGACAUCGCGGACAUGGUGCACGCGAUGUACCGCGACGACGACGUGAGCCGGGAGACAGUGGAGCGGCUCGUCGCGAGACACGAGGGUCAGCCGCUCGAUUUCUUCGGCGCGACGCGCGCGCGGAUGUACGACCGGUGCAUCGUCGAGUGGGCGGAGAGCUUCCGGAGCGAGACCCCGGACCCGGUGACCGGGCAGCGGCACGUCACGAAAGCCAUGGGCGAGCACCUGAUGAAGAACAGGACGCGCGAGCGGCCGGACGACGAGCACGACCCGGGCGAUUUCGUGCUCUGGAAACCCGACUUUACCGUGCAGGACUGCUCCGAGGAGGCGCUCAUGCGACACGCGGACGACCUCGCGCGCGAGCAGCGGCUCGUGAACGAGAAGCGCCUGAGCGAGGACUACAUGAGAACGAUGAAGGAC